AUGAACAAUGCGCAGGAUGCUGUGACUGGUCCCUCAAGGCCACUGGAGAUAACCGAAGGUGUCCGUAACCCGCUUGUUGAUGAAUCUCCAUGGUUCUUCACAAUGACUCCGGAGAUGCCAAUUCUUGUGGGGGAGGCUAGUGACUCGGCAUUUGCAACGAAAAUUCGCCAAGAACUCCUGGGAAAAGCGCAGUGUCAUUAUCCGCCAACCCAAACUGUCCGCGACGAAACUCUCUGUUCUUUAUGGCAUUUAGGAACCGACUGGCCUACCCCGUCAAGGGCUCGCUUUCUUCUCAAAGUGGUAUUCAGCACGGUAUGCAGACGUUACUAUCUUACACGGAAGAGUACGGCCAUUCGGCUGCUAGAGCAGGCAAUCAGAGAACCAAAUCAAUGUGACCUCUUGUCUGUCUGCAAGCUUCACGCGCUUUUUGCAUUGGGUGAGGUGUACUCAACCAGGACCCGGCAUCCAGAUAAUGAGUUCCCUGGUAUUAUAUACUAUGCCAGUGCAACCCGGAUGCUUCGGCUCUUCAGCGAACAAGCUCGAAUAGAAUGCAUUGAGAUCAUGCUUUCCCUUUCCAUUUACUCCCUUGUCAUGAAUCGUCGCUACUCUGCAUACUGUAUGGUGGGCUCGGCUAUGCGAUUCGGUAUCAUCAUAGGCCUGCACUUGAAUGUCCCGCAAGAUCAACUACCAAAUCGCGAAACACAGGAACACCGAAACCGCCUUUGGUGGACAGCCUACAUACUCGAUCGAAAUUGGGCUACUAUGCUAGGAAAGCCCGUAAGCAUACAGGAUGAGGAUAUUGAAGUCAAUCUUCCGUCCGACUUUGAGUUGUCAGACAUCGCCGAAGAUUUCGCGGACACAGAUUACUUAGAGGCCAGUAUUCGUCUGGCUAGGGUGGGUGCUCAUAUCACUGCAUCAACGUACAGCCGCAGGCCACAGGAGACUACCUUCUCUGAUCGAGUACAACAAGGCCUCCGGGAUCUGGAUAAAUGGUUGCAGGAACUGCCUGCUCCUCUACGAUCGGCCCUUAGUCAAGUGCCACCUAAUUUACCCAUGCCUAUAGUCACUUUAUAUCUCUACUUCAACCAAUGUUUUAUCCUCAUCUUAAGACCUGUUCUCCUCUAUGCUCUUCACAUGCGUCGUCUAUCAGCUGUCCACGGCGCGGAGAGAGAGUCGCCAACGCCUAACCAAACGGCUACAGCUCUAUCUGAGGCAUGUUGUCAACAUGCCAGGCGGUCGUUCCACAUUCUCAUCGACUCGUGGAUCAAUGGAUCGUUCCCUACAUUCGAUCAUACUUAUACGCAAUACCUCUUCUCCGCGUCUCUUGUUCUUGCAAUAUCCUAUCUUGCAAAUACUCCCGGUUCUUUGGCCGAUGGUGAUGAUUUUGAGACAGCUGUACAGAUACUCGGCCAGCUUGACAGCAACGGCAACUUCGCGGCGAAGGAAUUCUACAGACAUGCCGAGUCAAUCAAGUCAAUCAUCCGCCGAAUAGCGCUUGAAGAAAGUCAAGUCGGGCGUCCACACUGGUCCCGUGAGGGUGCGACUGCAGCAGAAGCCAUGUCGCAUGCUUACCAAGAAGCCGGCUCGCCCCUUGAUGAAUUCCAUCCAAGGUUGAUUGCGAGUGAACCAUCGUUCGACGGUCUGACGUACCCGGAGCUGGAUCUUGGAAUCCUAGAUCCCUCCAUAAUCAACGAUGGUUUCCAAGCAUUCAUGUGGCCAGAAGACCACGACGUCACCGGAAGUUGA
This is a messenger RNA of Penicillium olsonii, 1746 nucleotides long. Lineage: Eukaryota; Fungi; Ascomycota; Eurotiomycetes; Eurotiales; Aspergillaceae. The record is from the annotation of a GenBank genome assembly.